Messenger RNA from Bombyx mandarina (wild silkworm), 2000 nucleotides. It is a transcript of the gene endos, whose product is annotated as endosulfine alpha. Gene Ontology annotation, cellular component: cytoplasm. Gene Ontology annotation, molecular function: protein phosphatase inhibitor activity. The record is from RefSeq and is a predicted model, not a curated record. Lineage: Eukaryota; Metazoa; Arthropoda; Insecta; Lepidoptera; Bombycidae.
AUUGUGAAAAUUUGCUCCUAAGAAAAAUCAAAACUAAAAAACAAUAAACGCCAUUUUUGUCAGUUAAAUUUUGUUGAAGAGAAUGAAACACAGGAAAAGAGGCGAUCCAAACUAAAAUCGUGAAAAUCUGAGCAUAGGAAUUCUAUAGUACUAUACCGAUACUAAUUCGGGAUUUCUUUAUUCUCUACUAACUUUGAAGAACAAGUGGUUUUGUGGCAAUUUUUGAAGUUAAUAGGCCUGUCAAUAAAUACAUAAAGAAAGCAACAUGAGUGACUCACCAGACCAGAAUGAUCCACCAAAAGAUCCAAAAGAACUGGAAAAACUGGAAGAGGCAAAAUUAAAAGCGAAAUUCCCUAAUGCGAUGCUGGGUAGAGGGCCCAGUGGUCAUUCUGCAUUUCUGCAAAAAAGACUAGCCAAGGGACAAAAAUUCUUUGAUUCUGGCGACUAUCAAAUGGCAAAGCAGAGACCAGGCAACUUAGCUGCACCAUUUAAGGCUCCAGCUGCACCAGCAAAGUUGCCUACUGGUGAUGCUAUCCCUACUCCUGAAACCGUACCAUUAAGGAAGACUUCCAUCAUUCAGCCAAAAUACACUACACCAAGUCAGACAUCCUAGCCUUGUAUCACUAUGAAUCCACAUUACAAUUGCAAAAAGUUAAUAUUGAAGAACACAUCAUAAAAAACAUUUAUUCACUAUUUACAUACUGAAAUGUAUAGUGUAGUCUAUUUUCAUUUUAUCAUCUCAUUAAGAAUAAAACACAGACACAUUUCUAAAAUAAUUCAAAACCUUGAAGUAAUCAUACUUUUUUUAUCCACUAUUUAAUAGGACCUAAAUAAUGUCCUAUUUAAAGUGUGAUGUGUUCUUUGGUACUGAUUGCAUAAAAAUUCAAAUUUGUGAUUGGGAUCAGUUUAAUUAAAUUAGAAUUUCAUUUAUUUUCUUUAGAAAUGUGUCCAUUAGAAUCUGUACAGUUAAUAUAGUUUGUGAGAAUGAGUUAGUUAUUGAUUAUAAAUAAUCUGAUGAUUUUAGCAUUUGAAUCAUAAGCACUCAUUCUCAAAAACGAAGUUAAGUGGUAGUGCCAAUGAUGCCUGAACACUACAGCAAUGAAUAAUAUUUAACCAUGAUAUUGCAUUAGUAUCAAAGUAAGACCAUUAAGUCAGCCGAAGCAGGGUUUCUUACUUUAGGCUCUCACUGUGUGUAUGGAUAUCCACUAUGGCUUAGUUCUUGUCAUGAAAAAUGAAUUUAGUGACAUAACAAGUGUAUAUGCUUCAUUCUGCAAAAUUAAAACUGUUCUCAGCUAUGAUAGUGAACAUUAUUAGUUUUCCAGCUUUGGUCCUUAUGUUAUCUAUUAAUAUGUAUGAGUGUGAUCGUUACAUUAAGGAUAUAAUUACUUCUUUCAAAUUAGUAGUGUAAGUUCAGCUAAUGUUACAAUAGCACUAGCCUGAUUAUUACUUAGAUAGCUAUUUUUGUAUGUAUAUUCUGAAUAACUAACUGUCCUUUGUAAUGUUAAUAUUUUAAAAUCAUUCAAAAUUUGAAUAUAUAUAAUGAUUAACAUUACGAUUAGUUUUUUUGCAGCUUGGCCAUCACUGAAUGCACUACGAACAUAUUAUAUUUGUUUUUAUUAUAUCACAAGAUUUACUGUAACAUUAUGCUAUAACAUGUCAUUUUAUCAAACAUUUAGUACAUAAAUUGGAAUGUGAAAGCAUGUGAAAUAACUGAAAAUUAUUUUCAGUCCAUGUAUAUAAAAAUGCCAUAAUGAAGGUUUAUGAGAUGUAUUGAUUCACUGCUCUCUGAUGAGAUGCAUACUGUUAAUUGUAAAUUUAAAAUAUACCUUGGAAAGUCUUUCCUUUGUUAUUUAAGAUACUCAUAAUGUCAGUUGCAUCAGAGAAUCGCAUACAUAAUGCGCGAAAUACAUAAUGUGAAAUACGAAGGUGAUCGUGUAAAGAUUAAGAUGUUGAAUAAUUAGUGAUUAUUGAAAAUAAAACAGAUCUUGGGUAAAAAAAAA